AUGGCUGCCAUCGAUGCCAGCAAGUUCACCACCUCGGACCAAAUCUUCUCCGCGAACCAUACCCUCCCCCAGAUCCGCUCCAUCCACAAGGCCCUCCAUGUCGAGAUCGAGGACAAGGCGAGCCGCCUGCGGACGCGCGUAGGCGGGUCAUACCGCGACCUGCUGGGCACGGCCGACACCAUUGUCCAGAUGCACGAAGACAACGAUGCGGUGCAGGAGCUUCUGCGCAGCAUGGGCUGGCGGUGCGGCAGAGCGGUGGUGUCGACGAAGGUGGCUGCGCUGGCCAACUUUGUGGAAAAGGAGCGGAAAGCAGACGUUGCCGAAGCAGCGAGACAGAGGCUGCUGGAUGGAUGCCUGCUGGUUGUUGGGAGGCUGCUGAGGGGUCGUGGAGAGCUGGACGAGAGCUUCAGUACAGGCGACAGAUUGGUGGUGGCGGCCAAGGUGUUGGUCUUGAGCCGUCUGCUGGUCAAUAGUCUGGGGAAAGAAGCGCUCAAGGACGACGCGCGACAAGCUGUUGAUGCGGCCCGGAAGAAGCUCGACAGCUUACGCCGCCGGCUCCGGAGAACGCUGGAGAAGGCUUUGGAGAAGAUUGCUGCCGAUUCAAACAGGGACGACGUGCUGAAGGCUCUCGCUGCCCAUAGCCUUGCAAACAGCUCUGGGGCCAAGGACACGCUGCGGCACUUUUUCGAAGUGAGAUUCAAAGCCGUCGCGGUCACCCUGGACUCUGAGGAGGAUGAACGGGUGGGAAGCGCAGACGAUGUCAUCCGAAGCCUUGAGCUCUAUGCCCGGACUCUCCUGGACGUACAGGCCUUGGUGCCGAACAAGCUCUCGCAGGCGCUCCAUGCUCUGACUAAGAAGCCUCUGCUGGAGGAUGCCUCGCUACGGAAGCUGGAGGGACUGCGGCUUGACAUAUUCGAAAGAUGGUGUGGCGAAGACAUUCAGUAUUUUACGCCCUUUAUCCGCCACGACGACCUGAGUGGGACACAGGCAAAGGAGAUGUUUGAUAGCUGGGUUGAAAAGGGGCAGGAGGUGCUGCUCCGCGGUUUGAAGAAGAUAUUGGAGCCAAUGCAUGAUUUCAAGUCGAUAACGGAACUGCGGACGAACCUUCUUCAGCUAUGGAUACGGCAGGGCAGCAAAGUCCGGGGAAUCGAUCCGGAGGAGAUGCAAAAUCACUUGAGGCACGCCAUCAACACGCAACUGCUUGCCGUUCUCGAGUCCAAGGUCACCAAGCUUCAUAUUGUGGGCUCCGAAGUCAAGGCUACGCUGGAAAGUUGGAAGGAUGGCGUGACUGGGAAGCUGCCGGGGUUGUGGGAUGAAGAAGGGUACGAAGAUGCUCUGUCUAGCGGAGCUCGCCCAUUCCUGCAAGAAGUCGCAUCACGCUUCUACGGCCGCAGCGAUGCCGUGUCUAAAGCUCUCAACUGCUACUACUCGUGGUUUCACAUCAUUGACGACGUUAAGGAGGUAGUCGGGCAGUUGGAGAAGCAGCGGUGGGAUAACGACUUUGACGAAAUCGAAGAUGAAGAGACCCUCGAGGCGAGGCAGCAGCUGCUGAGCAAGGACGAUCCGAAGAUGCUGCAGCAAAAACUUGACACCAGUCUCGAUGCGUCCUUUGAAGCCCUUGAAAAGGAGAUGCAGCAGUUGUGGCAUGGCAAAUCCGAGACUGGCAGCCGCAGUGCCAUCGCCAUGUAUCUGAUCCGAGUCUUGAGAGACAUCCGUCGCCAACUGCCGCAGCGCGAAUCCGUCAAGGAUUUUGGUCUGAGUAUGGUCCCGGCGCUUCACCAAGCGGUUGUGGUCUCGGUAUCAGAGUUGCCGGUUGAUGAGUUCGUGUCGGGUGGCCUAUCCGGGAGGAUAGUCGUCGGCAGACCGCUGUGGGAUGGGGACCCAGCGUUGCCCAAUCAGCCAGCACCAGAGACGUUUCAGUUCCUGCACAGCUUGUUGCUCUCUUUGUCUGAUGCGGGAGUUGAUCUAUGGACCGCAGCUGCGAUGACCGCUCUGAAGCAGCACGUUAGCCGGCGAUUGUGUGAGGCAUGGAAUCAAGAACUUCAGAGCAUAAAGUUUGCUGAGGAGGUGAAGGAAGUGAAAGAAGAUGCCGAGGAGGUCAAAGAGCAGAAAACCGAGAUGGAGACUGAAGCAAAUGAUGCAGAGGGCCCUGCCAGGGAGGGUGAGAAAAAGGACGCUGGAAAGGAAGAGGAUGGCACAGCGCCAAGCAACGAGCAGCUGCGGGAUCUCUGCAUCCAGUGGCUAUUCGACAUUUCCCUCCUCCGCCUUUCCGUCGGGACUGAGGCGGGAGAGACGGCAGACGAGUUCCAAAACCUGGAAGAUGCAGUGUAUGGGCACAGCGGCCUCGAUGAAUCCUCACGGCAACACGUCGGUAAGGCGGCAAAGAACUUCUGGAGCCGGACGAGUCUGCUGUUUGGUCUACUGGCAUGA
This is a messenger RNA of Trichoderma citrinoviride, 2430 nucleotides long. Its product is annotated as oligomeric Golgi complex component. NCBI's taxonomy places the organism in Eukaryota, Fungi, Ascomycota, Sordariomycetes, Hypocreales, Hypocreaceae. Gene Ontology annotation, biological process: intra-Golgi vesicle-mediated transport. The record is from RefSeq and is a predicted model, not a curated record. Gene Ontology annotation, cellular component: Golgi apparatus; COG complex. The coding region runs from base 1 to 2430 and encodes 809 amino acids. The transcript is spliced from 2 exons.